AUGCCUUGCAGCCGUCGCCAAGAACAACAUCGCGCCUUUAGUUGCCAUCCUGCCUGGCGUCAAGCUCACUUACCUGGAAGCCUCUUUGCGGCCAUUUUGGAACGCCACCAACACGAUGGUGCCCUUCAUCCUGUCUGGAGAAACCAGAGCAAGGCUCGUACUUCUUCUGAUGAAGAUGAUGCUCAUGUCUUGCGCAUGGACGUUCCCGGAGUCAAGGCCGACCGCAUCUCUGUUGAAGAAAAGAAUGGAGAAAUCGAGAUUACCGCCCUUCGCAUGAAUGGAGAAGAAGAAGUGAGCAAGGUCUACCAAGAAGUAUUUUACCUCAAUCCCUUUCGCUUUGAUAUUGAUCACGCCAAGGCUACUUUGACCAAUGGUGUCUUGACCUUGCGCAUUCCCAAGAACGAAGGGAGGGUGAAGAAGGUACCCGUGGAAACGGCCUCUGUCCCAAGUGAUUUGCCCAGCAACAUAUUCCAACACACCUUGGACCUUCCUGGAGUGCCUACCAGUACUUUAGAAGUCAAUUUGGUCGAGGAUCGCGUCCACUUGGUGGGCAAGCGCUCGCUGGGUGACAAACGUGUUUUGGUCCAACGCGGCUUUGAAGUACCACCCAGUAUGGACACUGUCCAAGCACGUGCACUUUUGCAAGAUGGCGUCUUUACCUUUUUAGCCCCCAUUCACGAGGCUGAAGAGGGUCAGUUGCGUACCAUUUUUGUGCACCACAAAGACGAGGACGCAGCAAUUGAGGUCGAUUCGUCUGCUGCCAUGGCCGACAUGAAGAUCACCGAUGAGGAGGCCAUCACCGACAGCAACACCAUCAAGGAAGACGAUAUGAAUGUGGAGACUGUCGACGAAGAAACCGAAUCUAAGGAGACUGACUCCUGGGAACAAGUUGCAUCCGAAGAAGAAAAGAAGUAA
Messenger RNA from Cylindrotheca closterium, 915 nucleotides. The record is from the annotation of a GenBank genome assembly. Lineage: Eukaryota; Bacillariophyta; Bacillariophyceae; Bacillariales; Bacillariaceae.